AUGGUAGAUGCCAGUGAGAAUGGAAUGGCCGCCGUCUGCUAUUUGCGGUCCAUUAAAUCCGGAACCAUCAUCUGCUCUAUCGUCGCUGCUAAAUCAAGAGUCGCACCACUAAAGUUCACGUCAAUCCCAAGAAUGGAACUGGCUGCUGCAGUCCUUGGCGCUCGCUUAGCUCGCACCAUCGAAGAGUCACUGUCCAUCCAAAUCUGCAAGAAGAUGUACUGGUCGGAUUCCAGAGACGUCCUAUGCUGGAUCAAUUCUGAUCAUCGCCGCUACAGCCAAUACGUGGGCCAUCGAAUCAGAGAGAUCAUCGACAUUUCGGAACCAGGCCAAUGGAGGUGGGUGCCAAGCAAGCUAAACUGUGCCGAUGAUGCCACUAAGAGGAGCAACUUGCCAGAUAUGUCUUCCAACCAUUGGUGGUUCAAAGGAGCUGACUUCCUCUGGCGAACCGAAGAAGAUUGGCCUCCAAUGCCAACCCUCAGUGGUCCAACUAAAAACGAACUGCGUCCGUCCUUUCUGACUGUUCACACGGCGUCGGAUCCCGCCAUCGAUGUCAAUAACUACUCAAGCUGGCGGAGACUCGUCAAAAUUACCGCACUUAUUCAUCGCUUCGCGACUAACUGUCGCCUGAAACACGCUAAGACGUCAAUCCAGACGGGGCCACUCACAGUAAAUGACCUUCACAACGCCGAGUGUUCGCUAAUACGGAUCGCACAAUUGGAAAUGUAUCUCGAAGAAAUUGCGGUUCUCCUGAAGACCUGUGAUUCGGCUCCAAUCACAAGAACUGUUGCGAAAACAAGUUCGCUCUACCAAUUAACACCAUGGCUGGACGAACACGGGGUCAUGCGCAUGCGCACGCGUAUUGCCGCUUGCCAUUACGCCACUGAAGACGCGAAACAACCGAUUAUAUUACACCGCAACCACCACACCACCACCUUGAUUGUAGCACACUAUCAUCACAAAUAUCACCACCAAAACCACGAAACCGUUAUCAAUGAAAUACGGCAGAAGUACCGUAUCGCUCAUUUACGCGCUUGUUACGAGAAAGUGAGGAAAACUUGCCAGCAGUGCAAGAACCAGCAUGCAAUGCCUAGCCCACCGUACAUGGCGGACCUUCCACCCGCCCGCCUCGCCGCCUUUUCACAACCGUUCACGCAUGUGGGAUUGGACUAUUUUGGGCCGAUUGAGGUCAUCGUCGGGAGGAGAAUUGAAAAGCGAUGGGGAAUGUUAGCUACCUGCCUGACUGUCCGAGCGAUCCACAUCGAGGUUGUGUAUUCGCUAAGCACAAGCUCGUGCAUAAUGGCGAUCCGCAAUUUCAUUGCCCGUCGUGGAACUCCUCUGAAUAUAUACAGCGACCGUGGCACGAAUUUCGUGGGUGCAAAUCGAGAACUGAAGCAGAUUGAAGAUGCUAUUAAUCAACAUGAACUGAUGAAGGAGUUCGCUAGUAGUGGCAUCGAAUGGGUGUUUAAUCCACCAUUGUCUCCGCACAUGGGCGGUUGCUGGGAGCGGCUUAUCCGCACCGUAAAAAGUAACUUAAUGGUAGUUUGCUCCUCGAAAAGGUCAUCCGACGAAGUUCUCCGCAACCUAUUAGCAGAAGUAGAGAACAUCGUGAACUCGCGUCCAUUGACACACGUUCCAAUAGAUGAAGAUUCGGCUCCGGCACUGACACCGAAUCACUUCUUGCUCGGUUCGUCCAACGGUUCAAAACCGCUUACUAUCCUCGACGACAGUAGUGAAAUCCAGACUAUCUGUCAGAUAUCACUCGGCGAACCAAGUGGUUCCGUCGGGUAA
Toxorhynchites rutilus septentrionalis is the source of this 1788-nucleotide messenger RNA. RefSeq lists its product as uncharacterized. Lineage: Eukaryota; Metazoa; Arthropoda; Insecta; Diptera; Culicidae. Gene Ontology annotation, biological process: DNA integration. Gene Ontology annotation, molecular function: nucleic acid binding. The coding region runs from base 1 to 1788 and encodes 595 amino acids. The transcript has a single exon. The record is from RefSeq and is a predicted model, not a curated record.